This is a messenger RNA of Aspergillus alliaceus, 1053 nucleotides long. RefSeq names its product ADP-ribosylation factor family-domain-containing protein. The record is from RefSeq and is a predicted model, not a curated record. The transcript is spliced from 4 exons. Gene Ontology annotation, biological process: vesicle-mediated transport; intracellular protein transport. Lineage: Eukaryota; Fungi; Ascomycota; Eurotiomycetes; Eurotiales; Aspergillaceae. Bases 1 to 1053 code for a protein of 350 amino acids. Gene Ontology annotation, cellular component: cytoplasm. Gene Ontology annotation, molecular function: GTP binding; GTPase activity.
AUGGCAGGCCUCAUAUCCUCAGCAAGAACCUAUGUUAACCAACUGUGGAAAAGCACCGAGUCCCGAGUUACCCUCCUAGGGCUCGACUCCGCAGGAAAAACAACUCUCCUGUACAGGCUCAAGCUAGGGGAACAGGUUACAACAAUUCCAACUAUCGGUUUUAACGCUGAAACGGUUCAUGUUCCAUCGGAGGGAGUUGAUCUCAACUUCUGGGACAUUUCAGGGGGGUGUUCCAGACUUAGCCCGGGCUUGCUUAGGCACUACCAAACCUCUGAAGUUAUUUGUCUGUUCGUAAUUAAUAAAACGGACACUGAGAGAGCGGAUGAGGUGGUCUAUGAGCUGGAAUACCUUAAGGGUAUUGAGGCUAAGUAUCUUGCGGUGGUUUUUAACAACUUUGCGUAUAGACAGUCAGAUCGCGUUGAAGUUCGGAGUCUUGUUUCUAGGGUCAUCGAGGUUAUUGAAAGACUUAGGCGCCUUGUGGAUUUUCCUUGUGAAGUUUACGAUGACCUGGACCAAUUUAAUGCGGCAACAGGGAAGUCAACGGAUAUUCUCCUGAAACGACUGGCCCGUGUCGCAAAGACACAAACCACCAAGCUAGAAAAGGGACCAGUCACAAAAAGGAUAGCAGAGGUUGAAAAUCCGCCAAGUCUAUCAAGAGAAGAUCUUCUGGAACGAAUUCGAGAAGACUCGACAGACCCGACUCAUAAGCUAUCCUCCGAUAAUUUCAUGCGGCAAUUGGUCACCGGGGAACUGGAGAAAUGGGAUCACCAGUGUCAUUUGCGUGCCGGAUUCCUGUUUCUAUUGGAAUGUAUUCUGACAGAUAAUGUGGUCUUUGCUGCAGCGGAUAUGUUUCUCGAGUGCUUGGAUAAAAUGCUGAAGGCUAACACGGGCAAAUUUCGGAACGCCUUGCACAGGACCACGACGAUCUUCUGGUUGCACCAGAUAUACCUUCAAAUACUAUCUUUUCGCGAAAAGAACGGAGCCCUCCCGCACCGUGACCGAUUUAGCGAAUUUCUCGAGCAACAUCCCGACCUAAUGCGAGGACGACUAUAG